AUUCUUAUAAAACUCAUCUGGCUGCAUUGUCCAAUUCACACACAUGGGAAAGAACUCACCGGCUAAAUUCACUUAUCAAUUAUACAUCAGACGUUAAGCUCACAGCAGUUCAAGUUCUACAAAGUAUUUAACAGACUUCAAAAUGGCCAGCCAAGAGGAUUUUGAUAAAGCCGCUGAGAAUGUAAAGAACCUCAGCUCUACACCAUCCGACAAUGAUUUAUUGGAACUGUAUAGUUUAUAUAAACAGGCAACAGUAGGAGAUUGCAAUACAGAUAAACCCGGUUUCUUGGACUUCAAGGGCAAAGCCAAGUGGGAAGCAUGGAACAAUCGCAAGGGUACAUCCCAGGAUGACGCCAGAAAUGCUUAUGUGGAGAAAGUUAAGGCUUUAGUACAAGCUCAUGGACUGAAAGCUUAAGCAUAUUAUAAUAACAAAUAUACAACUGAAAUUUUGAACCAAAAACAUGCUAUUGAAUAGCAACUUAAUCAUUUACCAACAAAUUAUUGCAUUUGCUAUAUAUUGGUAUCUAAAUUUUGCAAACAUUACAAACAUUAAGAAAAAAGCCGUCUAUUUUCACACGCACUUUAAUGCACAAGUUUUUUUGUAGUUUAUUAACAUGAAAGUAGAUUUAUAUAAAUCUUUGUAUGCUUUAGUAAAUUAUAAUAAAAGCAACUAUCGAAAAUAAAUUACGUAUACAUUAUUGUAAAAAUA
Messenger RNA from Zeugodacus cucurbitae (melon fly), 709 nucleotides. It is a transcript of the gene Acbp1, whose product is annotated as acyl-CoA-binding protein. Gene Ontology annotation, molecular function: fatty-acyl-CoA binding. The transcript has 4 exons. The record is from RefSeq and is a predicted model, not a curated record. Gene Ontology annotation, biological process: fatty acid metabolic process. The coding region runs from base 143 to 415 and encodes 90 amino acids. Lineage: Eukaryota; Metazoa; Arthropoda; Insecta; Diptera; Tephritidae.